ACUUGCAGCUUGCCGUAGUCGCAGUGAAAGCUGGGUAGAACAGUCAAGCGGCGGGAGAGCGGCAAAAAAUAAUCUGUAAAUUGUAUUUAACAUUUACCGAUUUACUUUAGAAUGACAACGUGUCAAGCGUAAAACCAAGCGUCUGAAAAAAGUCUGCGUGGGUCAAAGCUAUAGUUGUGAAUUUGUUAACAUUUGGUGUUCGGACUGGGAGCUCCUUGGGGACACUUGUGUCUUGAUUGGAUCACACCGUUUAGCGCCCUAGCAACAAUGGCAAAGGUACAGGUGUUGAAUGUGGCUGUUCUAGAUAACCCCAGUCCCUUUGGAAACCCGUUUCAGUUUGAAAUAACGUUUGAAUGCAUGGAAGACCUCCCCGAGGACCUGGAAUGGAAAAUUAUAUAUGUUGGCUCAGCGGAGAGUGAAGAGUACGAUCAAAUCCUGGAUUCGGUUCUGGUUGGUCCAGUCCCGGCUGGAAGACAUAUGUUUGUGUUUCAGGCUGAUGCUCCGAACACGGCACUGAUUCCUGAAAGUGAUGCUGUUGGAGUAACAGUAGUGCUAAUUACCUGCACCUAUCGAGGCCAAGAGUUUAUUCGCAUUGGUUACUAUGUGAACAAUGAGUACACAGGUCCAGAGCUGCGUGAAAAUCCACCCAUCAAGCCAGACUAUGCACAGCUCCAGAGAAACAUUCUAGCAUCGAACCCACGUGUAACCAGGUUCCACAUAAACUGGGAAGGCUGUACUGAGAAAAUGGAAGAUUCUGAAAAUGUUGAUCCUACGCCAAACUCCAUGCUCCCUCCAUCCUGUCUGCCAGGCAAAGUCCCUCCUUUGGGACACCUACCAGAUAACUCCAUGGAUUGCUUAUAAAGUUGCUGCCUCCUCAGAAGGUGGCCAAUUCAAGCACAAGACCUUAUGGUGGAAUGCCCUUGGACAUUUUUAGCAUAGAUGAAAGGAUUUAUUCCCAGCCUUUCCUCUUCCUGUACUUGUAAAAAAAACAAAAAACAAAUAGCUCACCGGGGCUUUAGUUAAACUUAUUUUCUGAGGACAUGGUGAACAUGAUUGUGUAUUAAAAGGUAGUUCUUGCCAUGAGUUUGAAAGCAAUAUUAAUGUGUGGAAAUGAAACUGCAUGAUAUUUCAACUGAACCAAAACAACGUCAGAUGUUAUUAAUAGAUUUUCUUGUUCUGUUAAAGAAGACGUGUAAAUUUAAGAGGAAUUUGGCACUGGUGUUGCAAUACAUUGCUGAACAAAAAUAUAAUUUGUCACUAUAUUUGUUAAAAUUGCACUUAAUUGUGUUGAUGUAAAAUUAUGGAGUUUCGGGUGGACUUUAUGCUAUUAUCUUUUCCAAACAAUUGCUCAUGCCUUCCCCUGGUUGCAGUUUAAUUUUUUAAAUAAAGUUACAGCAUUUUGUAUCUA
This is a messenger RNA of Oryzias latipes (Japanese medaka), 1408 nucleotides long. RefSeq names its product anti-silencing function 1Ba histone chaperone (gene asf1ba). NCBI's taxonomy places the organism in Eukaryota, Metazoa, Chordata, Actinopteri, Beloniformes, Adrianichthyidae. The record is from RefSeq and is a predicted model, not a curated record. Gene Ontology annotation, cellular component: nucleus; chromatin. Gene Ontology annotation, molecular function: histone binding. Gene Ontology annotation, biological process: DNA replication-dependent chromatin assembly.